Messenger RNA from Eurypyga helias (sunbittern), 1033 nucleotides. It is a transcript of the gene ZNF622, whose product is annotated as zinc finger protein 622. Gene Ontology annotation, cellular component: preribosome, large subunit precursor. Gene Ontology annotation, molecular function: zinc ion binding; nucleic acid binding. The record is from RefSeq and is a predicted model, not a curated record. Lineage: Eukaryota; Metazoa; Chordata; Aves; Eurypygiformes; Eurypygidae. The transcript has 3 exons. The coding region runs from base 5 to 1033 and encodes 342 amino acids. Gene Ontology annotation, biological process: ribosomal large subunit biogenesis.
AGCAAUGGCAAGCUACACUUGUAUCACUUGCCGGGUGGCUUUCAAGGAUGCUGACGUUCAGCGUGCCCAUUACAAAACGGACUGGCACAGGUACAACCUGAAGCGCAAGGUUGCCGAGAUGCCUCCCGUCACUGCGGAGAAUUUCCAAGAGAGAGUCCUAGCGCAGAGAGUGGUAGCGGAGGAGCAGAACAAAAUCACUGCCACUUACUGCACGGUUUGCAGCAAGAGGUUCUCCACCUUCAAUGCCUACGAGAAUCACUUGAAGUCCAAGAAGCACCUGGAGCUGGAGAAGAAAGCUGUUCAGGCUGUCAGCACGAAGGUGAAAAUAUUAAAUGAAAAGAACCUGGAAAAGGGGCUGGCCCCGGAGAGCGUAAACAAGGAUGAUAUGAACACAGCUAUUCAGCAGGCCAUCAGAGCUCAGCCGUCUUCCUCUCCGAAGAAGAUACCUUUGCCUCCUAGUAAUCCGAGUAGCUCUUCAGUUUCUACGGGAAGUGCCAGCUUAUCACAGAGUAGAGAACGAUCCGAAAAACCUCCACGGCUACAGUGGUUUGAACAGCAAGCGAAGAAGCUGGCCAAACAACAAGCAGAGGAAGAGGAGGAUAUGGAAGACGACUGGGAAGAUAUGGAUUCCGAUGAAGAUACCGGCUCUGAAGAAGAGAUGGAAAGCGUGGGAGAAGAGGAGGAGGAGGCGGUGGAAGCUGAAAGCACUCCUGCAGUUGGGGCCAUACCAGUCACGGAUUGCUUGUUCUGUCCUCACCAUUCAAGAUCUCUCACAAAAAAUGUGGCCCAUAUGACAAAAGCUCACAGUUUCUUCAUUCCAGACAUAGAGUACCUUGUGGAUCUCAGAGGACUAAUCAAGUACCUGGGAGAGAAAGUUGGCGUUGGGAAAAUCUGCAUCUGGUGCAAUGAAAAAGGGAAAUCCUUCUACUCUACAGAAGCGGUGCAGGCUCACAUGAAUGAUAAAAGCCACUGCAAACUCUUCACAGAUGGAGAUGCUGCCCUGGAAUUUGCAGACUUCUAUGACUUUAGGUGA